AUGGUGGUUGUACACGCGCGGGGACGUCAGGCGAGCGCCGCGCCCAUUGGCUGCAGGGCGCGCGGCGCAGCUGUUCUGAUUAUCAUAUUUCAGCCUCGCCGCCGCUGUGCGCCACUGACCGCUCGGCGAGCCCGCGGGAGAGGAUUAGGGCUCCCGAGGCAACUUGCUCCGGGCUCAGGCCGUUCUCCCCCGAUGCUCAGGCUGCCGGGCUGCUCUGGCUCUGGCCUCCCUCUCCUCCUCCUCCUCCUCCUCCUGCCCCCUCCCGCGUUCCUUCCCGGCCGCGCCGCCUGCGCCCUCGCCUCCUGUGGCGCUGCUCCUCCGCCCUGCGCUCCUGGGGUCCCCGCAGUCCGGCUGGCCGCGUUGCGCGCGGGGCUCACUUUCUGCCGCCGGUGGCGAGUGGCUGAACUCCUAAGUGACCAGGAACAGACGAUUUUUAACCGAGUUCUGCUGCGUGGAGCCCAGGUUGGUGCUAGUGAGUGCAGUGUGCUGACCCAAGUGGUGGUGGCCCAAGGACGCGCUGACCUGUACAUUUGGCAAAGCUUUCAUUAAAUGUAUCAGAUUCUCGCAGAAGUGGUUGCAGUCCGGAGAGUGAAACAGCUAUCUCUCAAGUCCUGACCGGUUCAGCUGAAAUCUACAUUUGCACUGAAUCUAGCAAAACACCCACGGGUCCGCCCGAGAUCUCGGGAAACCCGGAGCAAGUUACCUCCAUCUAUUGAUCAUUCUUUCUGAAAGGACGGACACCAUUUCCCCCACUGCAAUCCUGUCCAACGGGCAACUCUGAGUUUAGCUUUAGCGCCAAAGGGUCGAUUUCCCCCACCCGCUGGAGAUUUACUGGGGACGAGCGGGGGAGGGGAGGCGAAGGUACCUUGGAGGAGGUCAAGUGGGGGAGGAGGAGGAGCAGCAGAAAAUUACCAGCCAAGCAGGGGAAGGAGUUGGAAGCCCGGAAAUCUACCAGGAUGCCUCAAGUAACCUUCCUUUAAGUCUCAGAAUUCAGCCCUCGAAAAGCAGCCUCAUAAGGUGUCCUGGGAAGGAGUCCUCCGGUGGGCUGCGGAGGUGAUGUCAAGAGUUACAGCUACUUUAUGAAUUAAACUGACGGCUAAGGCACGUCGGGACAGUUUAGUGUAAGCUGAAUGGUGCGUGGACGGGGGCUACUUUUAAAGAGAGGUGGGCAAUCAUUGGUGGCAUCUACCAGUAUAUUCUGCACGUAACAGUAGUUUGGAAGCUGAAGAAAAACCCCUCAAAUCCCAGUAAAUGCCCAGUCAAUUCGAGAGAGAUUUUAGGGACAAUUUGGAAGGUCGCUGUCUGCUCCAACUCCGCAGAGAUGAACAAGAGUGUGAACUCUGGCGCGGGUGUGUUUAGAAUUAUCUACGACUUCAGCUCCAUGCUGUUAAAACUCAUCAAUUCUUUGUGACUUCACGUGGAGAGAAGAAUUUGCCCUGCCUCCCUACCUGCUAAAUGCCGACUGAGAAAAGGGGCCCAGGAGACGACCCCUUUCAGAAAGAACGUCACUUCAUCAACUCGACUGAGUUAUUAACUUGCUCCCCGAAAGGUCAACAACGCCUUCCCUUCUCAGCCGCACCGCGCGGAGAUCAGUCGCUUUACCCCAGGUAGCCUCUUGUUCAGGGCUCAGGAACUCCUGUCUUAAGGUCUUUCUGGGGCUCAGAAGCUCUGCUAUAUGUUCUUUCCAAGAACCCCACCUGUCUGCUUUCAAGCACACACGGCGCUAGAAAUUUAGCCUAGUCCCUGAGUCCAGGGAUGAGAGAAGAGCUAAACAAUGAGACCCCAACCGUCCCCUUGGCCCCCUGCCCCGCCGUUUUGCAAUUUGCCAACCUUCUAGCUAGACAGCCCCCUAAGUCUCAGUGUUGCAAAUGAAAGGGAAUUUUUCUAUUUCAUCUUCUCAUUGACCGAAGCAGAAAAAUUGAACCGAAUCUACGCCCCUUGUCCUGAUUCCUGCUAGAGGAAAACAGAAAAUCAUCCCACAGGUCUCUUUCAGUCCCUGGAUGGCGAGCCCAGCCCCUGGGAGGCCACGCUUAGUUCUUUAUUGUGAAUCUCUCCCUACUCGCGUUGGUUCGGGACCAGGGCCCCGGAUGGCCUCGGUUGGCCUCGGUUGCCGGUAGGGACGCGAAAGAAGAGGUGAAUCCAAUCGCUGGCCUAGAGGAUAGCGAUCAGAAAACCCGAGGAUUACUAAACAAGGGGCGGCGGUGUCCCUGCCUCGUGAGGUUGGCGUGGGGCGGGGGGGUAGGCUGCAAGACCCUCCAGGCUCCUGGAUGCAAAGAGUGAGAAAGAAAGCGCAGCCUCCGGCAGCCUGCUUGUAAAUACAACCUUUCGGAAGAUGAAACUUGCAGUCUUAGGGCGUCCUCCUUUAUGUCCAUGUUCCAAACCUCUGGGCUUUCCUCGAAAUGAAUAAAAUUGUGGAAAUGAAUGAAGGAGAAUAUCACUUUAAUUGUUUCAAACUCAUUGUCAAGUCACCUUUUCUGCCUUCUGCCAGAGGUUCGAUUUGCGCUUCGUGUCUACAUUCCAGAAAAUUGCAAGGACCUUUCCUCUGCAUCUGUCUGCCUUGUUGGCAGCGUGCGGAAACGACAACUGCACAGUUAUUGGUACAGAAUAUUUUCAUGACUAGCUUAAUUCUAAAUAUCACCCCAAAAUACAGAUACCCAACUUCUUAGUUGGCAUUUUUCAGGUUUAUUCACUUUGUGUUGCAAAUGUUUGAAUUAGAAAACAGGAGAGAACUCCCGUAGCAGAGAUGCACUUCUGUGCUCUCGUGUCAGUCACAGAACCCACACUGGGUGAUUAGCCAGAGGGGCGGGCUCCUUUGUUGACUUAAGAGUUCACCAGGCAAGAUGGAACAAUUAUCUUGUUGCCUCUUCUUAACUGUCUAUUGUUGACUUAUUUCUGGUAUGCUUCCAUUGUACAAAAUUCGAUCCAAAAAUGAAGAAUAAAUCGUAAGUUAAAAAGGUAAUAAUGAUAAUAGGUCUACUUUAAUUUUACCUGGCUUUGUUAAUAGACAGUCUAUACCUGACACUCAUAUACAUAAGAGAUGUCGAAAGUAUAUAGCAUAUCAUUUAUGUAUAAUUAUAUAUGUUAUAAUUAUAUGCUAAUGAUACCAUCAUUUAACGUUACAAGGUAAUUCUAUAAAAAACUUGAAGUUCUAUUUUUGAUACAUUUAACACCCUCUUUCCAAGAAAAUAAUUGUCAGGCUUAAAAAUGAUAUUCAAGGGUGCUUUUAUCAAGAGAACAAAAUCCGAAGCUUCAUGAACUAAAACCUUAUCAAGCAAGGUGGUCCAUAACUAGAUUGCUUUGGGUUAAUGAUAACUUAAAAUACUCUUGUUUUUGUAACUUUUUGUGCACAAAAUGCACAUUUUAAAGUUGUGCAUUUCAAUGUGUGUUUUACCACUUGUUAUUCUGAAAUCUUCAGUCACAUCAUUUCAGCAGGAAAUAAAACCUGAAUAAGUCCUAGGCAAUGUGUAGGGAAUGACUAUGAUUUAACUUUUAUAGCUUAACAAUAUUGUGCUGAUCUUUAAACACAAAUAUUAAUAUAUUGAAAUCAAUAUAAGUAGAUAAUUUCAUCACCUCCUAAUUUAUAAAAAAUGGAAAAGCAAGUAUAACAAGCUGCUUUAGUUUCUAUAAUGUCUAUUUAAGGACCUAUUACCAAAAUAUAGUAAUAAUAGGAUUCAUAUAUGUGUAACACACAUGUAGCUAUUGGAGAGUUCAGUCUGGUUAUAAACACAUUGAACUAUCAUAUGAUGUGUGCCAUCACUUGAAUGUUGCUAAAUUGAUGCUAUGCUAUAUUUUAAGAAUCUCCCUCCUCUUUCCAGAUACAUGUACUAGCCCAGGAAGAUCCCUGCAUUUUGAACAGUAAUGCUAAAUCAGAAACUAUGUUGUUACCCAUAAAUAGAAUCCUCCUGACUUUCACUUAAAUAUCAAGACCCAAAUUAUUUUAUGUCUCACUUCAGAACGUAGCACAAUGUGCUAUUUUAUCAUCUUGGCCCAGUCUUUGGAUUUAUUCUAUACUCUCCGUGUUACAAGCUGCACAAACCAUUGGUGACAAUGAGAACCGCUCUAUAUAGUUUCACUGACUUUGGAUUCUCAUAUAAUGUAUGAACAAGUAUAAGUCAUAUCUUUUAGGUCUUGACGAUGUGUUUCUUCCAAUUCUGAAGUGUUAGUAUAGUUGUCCCUAAUGUCACGUGGUACGUCUCUUCGUUGUCCUAUACCCGAGCCAUAGCAGAUCUGAUGUGACUUUGGAUAUACCACGUGAGGGCAAGUAUUUUCUUUUGGGUUAGGCCAUCAAUGAGGAAGAAACAUGAGUAGAGCUCUCAAAGCAGAGGAAAAUGUAAGUGGAUGGAAAAAAUCACACUUUUGAAUAUAGUAUUGGAGAAAGAAUUGAGUGUGGGUGACUUUAUUAGCUAGCAGAAGAAAGAGUGAAAAGAGGUGCUUGGCUAAGAUGAGAAAAGUAUUCAAUUUUGAAAACAGAAAGAGAAAGCUUAUUUAGAAAAAGAAAACAUGGAGUAAAUGUCAAGAGGAACAUAAAGAAAUGGGGCGUGGUGACCUAGUUCAUUCUGAUAGAAUAGGUGUUUAAGGGCAAAACCCAGAUCCAAAAUAGGUAGUGGAUGGAACUAGGGAACAGUAGAUUCAUAAUUAUUUUAACUUGGCAUUUAAAACUUUAAAAUCUGAGUUGAGGGUUUUUUUUAAUGGUAGAAAAGCAGCUUAUUUGGCAAUAAUUUUAAAAACUUUUGUCACAUCUUUAGUCAUACUAGACUGUUCACCUUUGUAAAUUACUCACUAUCAGUAAACUGUCAGUACAGAAAAUACAAACUACAAGUACUAGAAAUAUCAUAAUACGGAUUUCUCUUUUUAAUGUAACUAGGUUUAUCUAACAAUAAGAUUCAGGAUUCAGAAAAGAAAAAAGACCAGAUCUGAGAAGGAAUUUUAAAAAAUGGUUUCAAAGUUUUCUAGAGUUUUGUUAGCCUUUGCCCUUUCUGCAGAUGUGGUUAUAUCAGAAAGUGUAAUUCAAAUAUUUGCACUGCUUACUUAAACCACAAUAAAAAGGGAAAGAUGUUGUGAAAACACUGCCUCAUGCUCAAAUUUAUGCAAAACAACUUGAAAGGCUGCCAGCAAUACUGUUGUUAUGUUAGCAGUUCUGAUCUGGCUUCACAUUCUCCUAGAGGAGUUCUUCUGAUGUGAGAAGAAUGUAAACCCAAACCACAAGGGAGUAUUCAUUGCACCUAUGCACUUGGGAAGAGUUUGGGUGCCCAAAAUGUCAGAAAAAUCAGAUACAGUUGUUCUCUUAGAAUCUAUUCUGGAGGUCACAAGGUCAGAAUGCCUGCACAUGUGCAUAAACCAACAUGCCCAUAAAAGCCUGAUAGGAGGCAGCAGUGCCCCAUAAAAGGUCACACCCAGCCAGAAUCCAGCAACUUUGGAACAGCGUCUGUUAUGGAGAAGAAAUAUGAGUCUGACAGCAGCAACAGCAGCAACAGAGAAAGAUGGAUUGGGGAUUAAUCAUGAUAAGAUACUGAGCAAAAGAGACAAAUUCUGCCAAGCAUGAAUCCUUCUUUACUCACAGGUUUCACAAAAUACACUCUUCAAAGUACAAGCUGGUUGGCCAAGGUCAGGUUGAUCUUUGCUAGGCUAAAGAAGCAGCCGCUGAGUGUUUCCCACGGCAAAUGGAGAACACCUAAGGAUUUUUUACUGUUAAAAAAAAAUAAUAAUUUGUGUUUCAACAGUAGAAAUACUCCUGAUAACACACGUGAUCAAAACUGCAUUCCCCUUCAGUUCUCAUGACAUCCACUUUGGGGUGAUACCAUUUAAAAAAUAUUAUUGGUAGCUGGUAGCCUGUGGCUUUCCAGGACCUUACUUUUAAUGUAUUUCCCUUGUCUUUCUAGAUUUAACAUAUUGCCUCAUUUCAUAAUCUCCCCUCAUUGAGAUCAUUUGCAUAAGCAAAACAUGUUACAUGACAGUCUUUGGAAGACUGAAUAGGCGCCACUAAAUUGUGCAGUUUAGAGGGCUCUAGGCGAGGCCACCCAGACUGAAAUAGUAGCCUCUCUAUAUCUGUCAAAGCAUCUCAAAUAACUCUAAGAAAGAUUUACUACUUUGACAAUCAUAAAGACUCUUUAGUUUUCAGGAGAUUUUGUUUAGUUUUGUUGGUUGGUUGUUUAAUGCCAAAGCUUUCUGUAAUUGAUUUUUCCUGCUUCUUUACCCAUUUGUACCAUUAUGAAGAUUUCUAUAAUAAGCAUGCCAAUAAUAAGAAAAAAGGAAAGGAAUUGAAACAAAGAUGAUAAACCUAAAAAUAAGUGAUACACAAUGGAAUACUAUUCAGCAAUUAAAAGGGAAGAACAACUGAUACAUUAACAUGGGUGAGUCUCAAUAUGCUGAGUAAAAAAAGCCAGAACAAAAAUGGACACUCUAUAAUUCUACUUACAUAAAACUCUAGGAUAUACAAACUAGUGCUUGACAAACUGAUAGUGAAAGAAAUCAGAUGAGUAGUGGCUGUGGGAUGGAGUAGGUGAAGGGUAGAUGUAAAAGGCAGAGAUUAAAAAGGGACUGGAGGAAAUUUUUGGAAGUGAUAGACAUAUUCCUUAUUUUAUAUUCCUUAUUUUGAUUGUGGUGAUAGUUUAAUGGGGGUAUGCUAUGGCAAAGCUUACCAAAUUAUAUAUUUUAAAUACGGGCAGUUCAUUGUGUAUCAUUUAUACUUCAAUAAAGCUAUUAAAAAUAGAAAAGAAA
Symphalangus syndactylus (siamang) is the source of this 6717-nucleotide messenger RNA. RefSeq lists its product as uncharacterized. Lineage: Eukaryota; Metazoa; Chordata; Mammalia; Primates; Hylobatidae. The record is from RefSeq and is a predicted model, not a curated record.